This is a messenger RNA of Andrographis paniculata, 1304 nucleotides long. RefSeq names its product 1-aminocyclopropane-1-carboxylate oxidase homolog 11-like. The record is from RefSeq and is a predicted model, not a curated record. NCBI's taxonomy places the organism in Eukaryota, Viridiplantae, Streptophyta, Magnoliopsida, Lamiales, Acanthaceae. The transcript has 2 exons. Bases 170 to 1246 code for a protein of 358 amino acids.
UCUCAACUUCGUUCUUCCCACUUUUGUCCAAACCACUGAAUGAUGAUUCUCACUGUCCCUUGUCUUUUUCUUUUUAAUCGAGAUUUCUAACAUAUCAUCUGCUCCAUAUAUAUAUAUAUAUAUAUAUAUAUACACACAUAUACUGUGUUCUUCCCAACGGCAAACUGCAAUGGGAAGUGAUCGAAGUUGGAAGGAAGAGGUCGAGAAGUUCGAAAAAUCGAAAGCUGGAGUCAAAGGCCUCGUAGAUUCAGGAAUAACAAAGCUGCCCUGUCUUUUCCGGACACCCUUUCGGGUGUCCGAAACCAAUGACGGCUCCAAAGUUCAGAUCCCGGUAAUAGAUUUGCAGGGAGUUGACCUCGGCGGAUCACGGCGAUCAGAGAUCGUCAAGGAGAUCCGCCGGGCGUCGGAGAAUUGGGGAAUCUUCCAAAUAGUCAACCAUGGUAUCCCUGAUGCUGUAAUGGAUGGAAUCCUCGAAAGUACGAGGAGGUUUCAUGAGCAACCUAAGGAAGCCAAGAUGGACCUCUAUUCAUCGGACAAUAGGUGUGUUGUUAGAUUCCACACGAUCAACGGUCGGCUUGAGAGAUCGCACCCCGCCGGAUGGAGGGAUUCUCUUUCUUGCAUAUUUUCGGAUGGAGUCGUCGACCCUGAGGUUAUACCUCGUGUUUGUAGGGACGGAAUCACCGAGUACAUGAAGCACAUGAAGAAUAUAGGCGAGGCCCUUUCGGGCCUCUUUUCAGAGGCAUUAGGAUUACGCCAAAAUACGUUGUCACAAAUGCAAUACAUGAACAGUCAAUACAUCACUUGUCUCUACUACCCGCCCUGUCCAGAGCCCGACAGGGCCUUGGGUGCAAGAAAACACACCGACCCCGUGACCCUCGCCAUUUUAGUCAACGACAUCACCGCCGGCCUCCAAAUACACUACGACGGGCGGUGGGUCGACGUGCCGCCGAUUCCGGGAGCCCUGACGGUGAACGUCGGGGAUUUUAUGCAGGUGAUCACAAAUGACAAGUUUAAGAGCGUGGAACACCGGGUCCUGGCCAGUGAGGCAGACACACGGCUUUCCACUGUCUGCUUCUUUUAUCCAAACAGCGAGCAGAUUGCGUCGGGGGAACACGGGCCGAUCGACGAGCUGGUGUCGGACAGCGACCCGCCGUUGUACCGGGCGGUGAACUACGUUGAGUUUUCGGUUCAUUACCAUAAAAUGGCGGGAAGGGGACACUCGUUUUUGUCCGAUUUUAGGCUUUGAGUUGGAUUGGAUUAUGGAAUGUUUAUGGUUUGUUUGAAUUAGGAUUAGGGUUUUGUUU